AUGAAUGCAGAACAACUUGAAGAUAUCUUCAUUGAGAAAAUCUCUAACAUAGAAAUAUUAGACGAAAACGAAGCAGACACUUUGUCAUGGUUCCUUGACGAUUAUAAGAGAGUUGCGGGCAAUUUUAUAGCUCAGAUAUUUUAUAGAAUAGUUAGCCCGCAGCAAGCCAAGAAUAAUUAUCAUGAAAUUCCAAUUAUCAACUUAUUUUUAAUACUUGACGUCAUGAUAUCAAAAUGUGAUCCAAUUUAUCUUAAAAAAGUUUCAAUAGUUAUUAAAGAAUGUGUCCAAUCGGCUAUCCCAAGGAUGGAUCCACAGACAUUCAAUAAAUUACGCGAAUAUAUUGAUGUUUGGGCAAAUAAUAAUACUUUUACCCCAGAAAUUACAGAAGAACUUCAAAAUCUUUUCAAAACUCAAAAUAGAAAGUCGCAUCAGGUAAUUAUGGCUACACCUCUUCAGCUAAACUUUCCAGAAAAGAAAGCUGAAGAAACUCCAGUAUCUGAACCAAAAUAUGCACGUGGAUGGAUGAAAACUUUAGAUCAAUGGCUAGUUUCUCCUCAAGAUUUGUCAUUAAUUCCAUUGAAUCAAGAAUAA
Trichomonas vaginalis G3 is the source of this 591-nucleotide messenger RNA. RefSeq lists its product as uncharacterized. Lineage: Eukaryota; Parabasalia; Trichomonadida; Trichomonadidae. The record is from RefSeq and is a predicted model, not a curated record. The transcript has a single exon. The coding region runs from base 1 to 591 and encodes 196 amino acids.